GUCAUGGCCACAUGGCAGUUCAGCUUCCGACCAGGCUAGGUAGCUGGAUGGACGCGUGUGCUUCAGCGCCCGAUGAUCCAUUACUCUUGACUUCCGAUCUUCCAGUCGAACUGUUGCGACAGGAGAAAUUAACUAGAUUGUUCACCUCCAAGUUGCACUGGGAACUCAGUACCACACUAACGACAAACCACCUUCUCUCCAUCGUCGCGCUGGCCAACACCCUCAUGUCUAUGAGCAACGCCAGCUUCGUGCCUGAGCAAGAAGUCGCUAGGAGAUUACAUAGACCGACAACCCGUACAUCGUCAUGGGCCGGUGAUGAAGAGCGGGAAGAGCAAUUAGCGGCGCAGCAGGCGCAUAUCAAGCAAGGCUGGUCGCUACUGGCUACUUUGCAUUGCGUCUUGUUACCGGACAAGGUGGUCGCUGCUGGUGCAAAGAGCUUCAAGCGUCCUCAAGUGGAGAUGUUGGCGCGUAGAUGGCAGCAUCACUGCCUCGAAGUACGUGAAGCGGCUCAAGCGUUGCUACUGGCUGAACUUGGCAGAUUGGGACCGAAAGGUCGCAAGGCGCUAGUAGACAACUGGGCACAAUACCUGCCGCUGUACACUCACACCGAGAGUAUCAACCCGCACGCCGCGCAGAAGGAACCCGCUGAGAAGGUCGUUAGAGAUCAAGAAGAAGAAUUUGAAGAGGAGGAGGAAGAAAUAGUUCGUAAACCGUCCUCUUUAGCGGAACUGAAACGUAAGCAGACCACGGCUGUAGUACUGCUGGGUGUUAUUGGCGCUGAAUUCGGACAAGAUAUAAGCGAAGGUACUGAAGAUGAUUUUUAGUUAGAUGAUUUUAAUGUUGUUGU
Melitaea cinxia (Glanville fritillary) is the source of this 847-nucleotide messenger RNA. RefSeq names its product WD repeat-containing protein 7-like. NCBI's taxonomy places the organism in Eukaryota, Metazoa, Arthropoda, Insecta, Lepidoptera, Nymphalidae. The record is from RefSeq and is a predicted model, not a curated record. The transcript is spliced from 6 exons. Gene Ontology annotation, cellular component: cytoplasm. Bases 12 to 824 code for a protein of 270 amino acids.